Molecule: messenger RNA, 1584 nt
Organism: Penicilliopsis zonata CBS 506.65
Lineage: Eukaryota; Fungi; Ascomycota; Eurotiomycetes; Eurotiales; Aspergillaceae
Exons: 3
Coding region: 1-1584 (527 amino acids)
Molecular function (GO): monooxygenase activity; heme binding; iron ion binding
Source: RefSeq, a predicted model, not a curated record
AUGGCGGUCUCACCUGUACUGAUGAUAACGGCUGCUUUGGCAGUGCUUCUGGUUGUCUACACGUACGUGAUUCGACCGGUUUUUCUGUCUCCCCUGUCAAAGAUCCCCAAUGCACACUGGUCAGCCCCGAUAUCUCCUGUCUGGAUUCUCUGGGUACGAUUCAAGAGCCGCAACAAUCGCACUAUCCAUGCCGCUCAUGAGAGGCUAGGCCCUAUCAUCCGUCUUGGGCCUUCGGAGAUCUCGAUCAAUUGUGUGGAUGAAGGUAUCAAGACGGUGUACACUGGGGGGUUCGAGAAGCAUGAGUGGUACCCACGGGUGUUUGGGUCAUUCGGGACGGUGAGCAUGUUUACCAUGACGGACAGCAAAUCUCACUCGAGUCGCAAGCGGAUGCUCUCCAAUAUAUAUUCCAAGUCUGUUCUGCAGUCGUCUGCACAGAUGCGUGUGAUUUCACAUACAAUCAUAGUCGAUCGUCUCUUGCCGAUUCUGCGCGAAGCAGCCGUGUCUCAGAGUCCAAUUGAUAUGCAUGACCUGGACCAAGGUCUCACGAUGGAUUUUGUCUCCGCGUACCUCUUUGGCCUGAAAAAUGGCACAAAUUUCCUGCAGAAUAACUCCUAUCGGCAGACCAUGCUCCAUCUCUACCAGAGCAGAAAACCGUUUGAAUUUUAUCAUCAGGAGGUGCCGGACUUGGUUUCUUGGGCGAGAUACCUGCGGAUUCCACUGAUACCCAAGUGGUGUGACGAUGCAAAUACCGUCCUCGAUGCAUGGGGGUUGGGGCUCUGUGAUAAGGCGGAGGACGAUGUUGCAUCAUCGGAGCUGGGUGUUGAGCCAGUGGUCUAUAAGCAAUUGAAGCAGGCAAUCUUGAAAAAGCAGGCCCCAGAAAAGGAAACGGACCUGGGAGCUCGGGAGAAAGAGCGGCUCGAGAUUGCGUGUGAGAUGUAUGACCAUUUAACAGCCGGUCAUGAGACCAGCGCUGUGGCCCUGACGUAUCUAUUCUGGGAGCUCUCCAAGGACGCAGAUCUGCAAAAAGAACUUCGCAAAGAGCUACUCACGUUGGAACCAGCUAUUAUCUUCCCACGGUCGUCGUCGACUGCCUCGCCCCAGCUGCCUUCAGCCAAGUCCAUCGAUGGCCUUCCAAUACUCGAGGCGAUCAUCACGGAAACACUGCGUCUGCACGCCCCGAUUCCAGGGAUUCAGCCGAGAGUCACUCCGUAUCCAUCGUGUCAACUGGCUGGAUACAGCGAUAUCCCCCCCAACACCAGAGUCAAUGCGCAGGCGUGGUCAUUGCAUCGAAAUCCAGACGUCUUUCCAAGUCCAGAGACAUGGCAACCCAAGAGAUGGAUGGAUACCACUGAUCCGGUGAAGCUGGAAGAGAUGAAGCGAUGGUUCUGGGCUUUUGGAAGUGGCGGAAGAAUGUGUGUGGGUAGUAAUCUAGCUUUGCAAGAAAUGAAAUUAGCGGUGGCAUCUAUAUAUACCAAUUUCACCACGACAAUUGUGAGUGACGAUCACAUGGAGGAAAUCGACGCCUAUACAGUCAAACCGCGCGGAGAGAAGCUCGUCCUUCAGUUCAAUUGGGCUGCUAAUUAG